UGAAGAUAGUUAACUUUUUUUGGGAAAGAAAUGAAAAAAGUUCAAGAAAUAUUCUCAAGUCCAAUUCUUGGAUAGGAUUCAUUCCACUGUUUCUAGAGAGGUUAAAAAAUGCUCUAUUCGGGUUAUUUACAGCCUAUUAUGUGUGUGUGUGUGUGUUUCAAAUGCAUAUAUAUGAAUAUAAAUGCGUAUUGGGCACCUCAAAACCAAGUUGCCACCUAGGAAAUUGCAUCAUGCUGAGGCACUCCACCCCCUAGGUCGCUUGGGCACAGCCUGGUCCCUUUUGAAACAUUGAUGAUGGUGAGUGUUUUAGACGUAUGAAGAAAUAAAACUAGAUGAGAUGAAUGAUUGUUUAGUGGUACCACGAGUUUAGGUGAUAGUGAGAACUACGAAAGCGUACUUGUGGAUGGGUUUGAUGCUUAGGAAGGAUCUGGAGGAGGAGGUCCACUUGAAUUCACUUGUAUGAACAUUGGGGGAUUGAGUUGGGAUUUAGGUGAGAGAGGAGUUUGGAGUUUGGACAUUGCGCACCAAUCUAAAAUCUAAAAUUCUCCUCUUGAGUAAUACCUUGAUUAGACUCUUAUGGAAUGGAGUACCUUACAUCUUCCCAUAAAGUACCUCUCUGGAAAUGUAAUACCUUCUUCAACUUGUGGCCAAAGCAUUUACACCCCUUUUGGAGGUAGAUUAUCCUAACAAUGCAUUUUGACAGACUUGGCAUAUUUUGUUUUUAUAUUUCAUUAAGUUUACUAGGUUUAUUUAAGUUGAAAAAAAACUCAAUAUAACGCUAAUAUAGCGUAAUAAAUAUCAUGGGACUCAUUUCUCAAUCACCAUGGGGUACUUCAUGUGUUUGUAAUGAUAUGAUAAUAUGUAGAGGAAUAACUGCGUUAAUAGUCGAUAAAAAAAAAUGUUAAAAGUUAUACUUCCCUAGUGUAAACUUCCACAAGCAUGCACAUAUCUAUGCACCAUUUACCAUUGACGUACCAAUACUAUGCACGAAUUUCAUAAUGGAUUUUGCCAACGUCCUACACAUGGCCUUUUGAGUUUAGUGUCCCCAGUUGUAUCUUUAAAGUAUCCAUAUCUUAACGAAUGUCGUCCUCUGCCAAAACAUACCCAUUACGUUUGUCAAUCUAGUGUACCAGUAAUUGUAUCCAUGCCCCAUAUGAACUCUUGGUGAUUAUAUUUGGAUCCAAUGUUGUAGGACUUAAUGGGUAGUUCCGAGAUUUCCUUGAGUUGAUCCAACCCAUACAAAUUUUGGGUGAAACUUGGGUUUUCUUGAAUCUUGGCUAAAAACUGUUUGACCUGAGUUUUGUUUGACUUUGGUUGGGCCCAACUAGGCUGAACUAGUCAUCUUUUUGAAAAAAAGAUGAGCAAUGAACGAAAAUUAAGCCGCCUUGCCGCCUAGGUGGCCUGGCUGACAAACUGUGUAGAAGGUGGGGUCUGGGCAGGCAUGCCUAAGGUGGGUGCCUUGGCAGUCUGGGCUCCCCGCCUACUACCAUCCCUUAAAAGAAAAACGAAGGAAGAAAUUGAAAUCCACCGAAACAAAAAUAAGGCCUGGUAUUGCCUCUCUCUCUCUCUCUCGGGUCCAUGUGCUCACUCUACAAAUGAGAAGAAGAAGAAGAAGAAGAAGCAAACAAAAGUUGCACGAAGGUUGGCCUCUUUCUCUCUCAAGUGUUCUACUAGAGUGUCUCCUUGGUAGAAGAGCCAAGCCUGAAGAAGAAGAAGAAGAAGUGCGUAGGAAGCAAACAAAAGUUGCACAAAGGUUGGCCUCUUUCUCUCUCAAGUGUUCUACUAGUGUGUCUCCUUGGUCGAAGAGCCAAGCCUGCGUAGGAAGCAAACAAAAGUUGCACAAAGUUAUGGUACAACGCAACAUGCAAGGUCAUUCAAGAUUCAUGAGCCAUGGAGUGGGGCAUUUGGAAGCUUAUAAUUUAGAUGGCAGCAUUGAUGUUCCUCUGGAGGGUGGGUAUACUGCCCUUCAUUUGACAUGCAUGCUUGGUUUCUUGCCGUGUGUCCAGCUGUUGUUAGAGAGAGGAGCAAACUUGGAGGUGGCCAGUGGUUUACUUAGGAUGUUUCCUCUUCAUAGUGCUUGUAAAGGAGGAUCCACUGAAGUUGUUGAAUUUUUGAUAAAUACUGUUCCAUACUCAGAGGUUGUCAAGAGGAUACUAAACACUGGUGAUAAAGAUGGUGACACUGUUCCUGCAGUGCUUGCGUGGCCGGAGACUGAAGUCAGACGCUUCUUGGAUGAAGCUGCUGCUGCUGCUGCCAGUGCUUCAAAUUCUCACUAGGCUUGGAUAGUUCGACUAAGGCUUUCUUGGGUUCUUGGGGUAAAGAGGUUCCAUACUUACUGUGAUUUUGGAUGGAGGUUCCUAAAGUAGCGCGCAUAGUAGAGAUUGUGCACGAAUGCAUGAUUGUAAUCAUGGGCUCAUGGUAUUCAGGUGAGAACAGGUCUUUGGGGGCUUCAUUAGAACUACUCUCUUUUGCCUUUCUGUUUUGAAUGUAACAUAAAAAGACUUCAUAAUUCGUAUCUCUCUGUCAGAUGUUGAAGUGCAAUCACUCUCUUAAUGUUCAGGUGCAAUUCAAUGAUGGUUUUUCUACUUU
This is a messenger RNA of Amborella trichopoda, 2589 nucleotides long. NCBI's taxonomy places the organism in Eukaryota, Viridiplantae, Streptophyta, Magnoliopsida, Amborellales, Amborellaceae. The record is from RefSeq and is a predicted model, not a curated record.